AUGGCUUCAGAGGACUCCACAACCAUGCCAUCGGAGAUUAACUGGGAAGAGUUUUUAAAACCACUCGUGGAGUUUAACAACCGGAACCCAGAUGGGUCCCUUCCUGAAGUUGAUGUCCCCAACAACUUGAAUGACCAGACUUCUGGCAUUGUUGAGGGAAAUCAACUUCCCGAGGCUGUGGCACCACCUAACCAAGUGGUGGAGUUCGAUAUCGAUGAGUACUUUGAUAUCGAUGAGUUCCUGGCUGCCGCAUUCGUCCCUGCUCCCGCCCCUCCUUUGGUCCCUGCUCCCGCUACUCCUUUCAUGGCUCUUCCCGCUGCUCCUCUCGUUCCUGCUCCGGUCACUCCUUUCGUCCCUGCUCUGACCACUUCUUUCAUCUCCGCUCCGGUCACUACUCUCGCCCCUGCUCUCGCCACUUCUUUCAACCCUGCUCCCGCCACCACCCCCAACCCUAUCUCUGGCACCAGCAUCAGCAACAUCCCUCCUACCGACGGCAGCGGCAGACCACAUAUCUGCCCAGCCCCAGAAUGCGGAGCGAGGUUCGCCAAAAGGUCCGCGCUCAAUACUCACAUGAGAUCCUCAAAAGCCCACCCACACCAGAAUAUCAAGUGCCGCUGUGGAAAGGGCUUUUCACAGUACGGGCUUAUGCAGCACCUCAAACAGCAGGUGAAAAGGUGCAAGGAGAGCCGGGAGAAAUUUCGGUGUCACUGUGGCUUUCCCGCGGGUCCUAGAGCGGAGGACGAGAUUCUCGGGCAUGCUUAUAAUUGUUCGAGAAUAAGGGGCAAAGUUGAUCAGUAA
Molecule: messenger RNA, 798 nt
Organism: Trichoderma harzianum CBS 226.95
Lineage: Eukaryota; Fungi; Ascomycota; Sordariomycetes; Hypocreales; Hypocreaceae
Exons: 1
Coding region: 1-798 (265 amino acids)
Source: RefSeq, a predicted model, not a curated record